This is a messenger RNA of Symbiodinium sp. CCMP2592, 4146 nucleotides long. The record is from the annotation of a GenBank genome assembly. Lineage: Eukaryota; Dinophyceae; Suessiales; Symbiodiniaceae.
AUGCUGGAUUCUUUCAAUGCCGAAGUUGCUGCGGCCAUUAUUGGGGAGUGCUGGUCCUUGGCCCUUCCCCAGGGCCUUCCGGUCACGAUCUGGUGUGAUUGCUCGGCUGUCUGCGGGCUGCUUCAGGGUACGAUGUCGGCCAAAAAUGGAGCCAGUUGUGUCUCCCUUGCACAACGGCUUCGCUUCGUCGCACAGCUUCAAGAGCAUCGGCCCGGGGCCUGUGGCAAAGCGGAGUGGCUACCAGGCCACUGUGGCAACCCUUUCAACGAAUUUGUUGACAGGGUCGCGAAGGCGGGAGCCAGGCAACAGCUUCACCAGAAGCUUCCGGCUGCAUUUUGGCAGCUUCUGCAACAUGAUCUACUGGCCUGGGCAUGGUUGACGGCUUCCCGUAAUCCUGCCUUCCCCACGCUUGAGGCCCUUGCGUCUGGGCAAUAUGAGCAGCGUGAUGCGCCUCCAGACCACUGCUGGCCAAAGCCGAUUGUUGCGGAGGCUCCACCGUGUGUUGCCAAAGUUGCUUUUCGAGUUGUCUCCUGCAAUGUGCAGACACUUAAAAACAAACGCCAGCUGAUAUGGCAGCAGCUCGCAAGCACAGGGGCUGGAGUUAUUGGCCUCCAAGAGACCCGGUCCUCGCGGGAGCAGCAGGUCCGAGGUCAGGUCUUCUUCGAAUUCUCCACCGCUGCGCUGAAAGGCGAAGGGGGAUGCUCUCUGCUUUUCAACAGGGUGCAGCCCUACGCGCAUCAGGGAAAGCAGCCGCUUUUCUUCCAAAUGGAGCAUUUUACCUGCCUGCAUGCCUCCCCCCAGUGUCUUGCGAUUAAGGUGCAGGCUCCCGUCUUGCAGGCUGUCUUUGUAGCAGCACAUGCGCCCACUUCAGCGCACUCUCUUGCUGUGCGCACGCAGUGGUGGACCGAGUUGGCGCAAUUUGAUUGGGUCAAGGCCUACAGUGGGCGUGUCAUUCUCCUAGUCGAUGCCAAUGCCCAGGUUGGAUCAGUCGUGUCAGACAGCAUCGGCUGCCAUGCGGGCAGUGUUGAGAACUCCUCGGGGGCUCUGUUCCGGGAUUGGGCGACCGAGGUUGACUUUUUUGUUCCCUCCACUCACUUCGAUUCUGCUGGUGACUGCGUUCCCUCGGCUUCCGAAGGCACUUGGGUUUCGCCCUCUGGCUGCGAGUGUCGACUUGACUAUAUCGCCUUCCCGAUGUCAUGGAGAUCCAGGGGCCUCGACCACUUCCCGGUGGUGGUUGAUGUUUCCUUUGAGAUUUCUGACCGCCUUCCGGUCCGGCGCCAAUCAGAGGCUGCUUUUGUGCGAGAUCCUGAUGAGUGGCCUGCGCAGGCAGUGGCACACCUUGCGCACCGCAUUGACACGCUUGUUCCUGCGGCCUGGGAGACCAAUGUGCACGCGCACACUGAAGAGCUGUUUUUUCAAGUCUUGGCGCUGGGCGCCAGCUGCAAGCCUGUUAGCUCCAGGCGCUGCCGUGCCUUCGUCUCUGAAGCCUCUAAGUGGUGGCUCGAGGCCACUAAGUUUUGCAAAAAGGCCAUCAAGAACUGGUCGGCCUUGGCUGCAAGACUCGACUCCCAGCGCUCUAGUGGCCGAACUGGCCUUUCCGCGGAGGGUUGGGAUCUCCUGACCGUUCGUGACAUGGUCAGUUUUGCUUGCAGCACCCUCGCCACCUGCCGCAAAGAGCUGCGUCGCUGUCUGCGUGUUGACAAGGGAGCAUUCGUACGCAGAGCGCACGCAAAGCUGUGCGACGUGACAGAUCCUUUCAAUGCCAAGGAGUUUUUCAAAACCCUGCGUGCACUGCGUCCUCCGUGCAAGCGUGUAAUCAAACCGUAUGCGGCAUUGCAGGUUGCUGACUGCAUUGAUGACUCCUUCCACCGGCGGCUGAUCGCACAACAGGAGCAUUUUGCCAGUCUUGAAGCUGGCACCAAAUGCGCCAUUCAAGACGUGCUUGUGCCCGCACCGGACCCAGCAGGUGAAGCCCGUUUCUCCCGGAUCUCGAAGCCUGUUAAAAAGGGUAAGGCCCCCGGUCCAGAGGGGAUCCCUGACUGGUUGUGGGCCCUUCGCGCUGGCAAGGCUGCACAGCUCCUGCUCCCCCUGUGCCUGAAGACUCAUGUUCGUCUCUUGGAGCCGAUCAAGCUCAAGUCUACCCAGCUCAUUGCCCUCUUCAAGGGAGGUUCCCCCUCCAAAGUUGAGAGCUUCAGGGCCAUAGCGCUCAUGGCUGGUCCCGGCAAGCUCAUUCGAAAGCAGCUACGAUCUUCAGCGCUCAUCAAGGCUCUGCCGGCCACAGAAUUCCAACAAGGAGGCCUGCCGGGGUCAUUGUUGCAGGGUGCCCACCAUGUCCUCCGCACACAUCUUGCUCUGGCGCACUCCCAGAAGGUUUCCUCUGCGGCUAUCUUUAUGGAUGUGUCCAGCGCUUACUAUCGGGUUGUGCGCCAAGCCCUCACGGGCGAUGUGGAGAAUGAUGAGCAGGUCUGUCAAGUGCUAGGGCUGCUUGGGGUUCAACGUGAAUCCAUGCACGCCGUUUGCGAGUGGCUCGCGGGCACGCACCUACUUCAGCAGGCGUCUCCCCACAGUCAAAGAAUUUUGGCUGAGUUCCUGCGAGGCACACAUUUUAGCUUACGGGGAUCCGCGGAUGUCUACCGCACUCAAGCCGGCACUCGGCCGGGUGAUGCUCUGGCGGAUGUCCUCUUUGCUAUGGUGCAGGCUGAUUGCCUCGCGGCAGUAGAGAAGCGCUUGGAUGCUGAGGGUCUGCUCUCUGACCCUGUCACAGAGGCGGCCUUUGCGGGUUCGAAAUUGGUGGCCCCCACUUGGGCUGACGACACAGUGCUUCUGCAGGUCUCGGCUAGCGCAGAACAGCAGCUUGCCAAGACCACCCGCACCAUGGCCGUUCUCCAUGAAGAAUUUUUGAGGCGAGCCAUGCUGCCCAACUGCAAGCGUGGCAAAACUGAGAUACUGUUUGCCUUUAGGGGUCGGCAGGCGCCGGCACUGCGCCAGCUUCUCCUGAGCAAGCAAGGAGGUGUUCUCCGAUUUUCUGUUGGUGAGACCUCCAUCUCUGUUUGCUGCGUGAAGAGGUAUGUGCAUCUUGGCGGGCAUGUGACUGAGCGCCCGGGAGCGGCGGCGGACAUCUUGCAGCAUGUGGCCGCUGCGACCGCGGCCAUUCGUCCCUUGCGGAGUGCAGUUUUGAGAGAUGACCGCAUCCCUCUCACAGUGCGCAAGCUGUGCCUUUCCUCGCUCGCACUCAGCACUGCCUCCUCCACGGCUGCAACCUGGAGUCGCCUUACCCUGGCUGAGGCCAAUACCUGGAAGCAAGGCUACAUCAAGCUCCUACGUUCUCUUAGCCGGGAUGACAGAUUUACUGGCUGCCCCUCGCUUCCAGGUGAAAAGGAAGUGUGCCGCCAUUUCCGGAUGCCCUCGCCGCAUGCGUUUCUUCGGGUGCAAAGAUUGCGGCACUUUCAGCGCUUGGUGCUCACACAGCCUUCCUUGCUGGAUCUUCUUGUGACUGAGUACAGACUCUCGCCCGCCACUUCCUGGCUGGGCCUCCUGCAAGAUGAUGCCCACUGGUUGCAGAGUCUAACUUCGGUCCCUGAGGAGGCCAGGCUCUUCCCUGAAGGACUGGCUGAAUGGUCGCUCUACCAUCCAGCGGCCUUCCGCACUGCCACCCGCCAUGCUUCCCUGGCUUUGCACCACCCGCUGUAUGACCCUGCCUGGGUAGCUGCCGUUGCGAGCGACGAGCCAGCUCCAGCGAAGACCUGGCCUUGCGACUGUUGCGAUGCUGCGUUUGCCAGCCAGCAGCAACUGGCUGCACAUCGCUUUGCGGUCCAUGGUCGCCACUGCGAAGCGCGUCGCAUCACAUGUGGCACCACCUGUCACGUGUGUUGCACACGCUUCUGGACACGAGCACGGCUCAUCCGGCACCUUCAACAUGACUCACCGAAGUGUUUGUCCUGUCUGGUUUCGCACCAGAUUGUGGAGCGUGCCGAGGAUGUGGCCGCGCCAGACCCUGCACUGGCGGCCCUCCCGAGCACUAAACUAAUCGCUAGUGCACUUCUAGAUGAUCCUGCGGCUCGACACGCUUGGAAAGACAAGUGGGUGUCCCCUGCGAUCGAACAGUGGCUGGACGCAGCAGCUGCCAUCGAGGAGCAGGCAUCUUAA